AUGCCUUGCUACAAUAGGCGUGAGUAGCACGAGUCUGUAAAGGCUUCUUUAUCGAUCGGCUGAAGAGUCACUACUUCAGUCGUCCAGGUGCACGCCUUCGGGAACAGGAGAGCUCGCAGGGAUGGCGAAGCUGCGCGCAAUCUCGAUUUCGCAAGGAUGGACAGUCUGCCAAAGACGGAUCAAGUAUGCUUGGGGAACAACAAGGCCUAUUUCCAUUUGGUGUACGUUCGAGGACCUCAUCACGUCAUGCACGAAGCGACACUUCGAGGGUGGUUCAGCUCGAUCGGUGCCGUCGUUGCGAGGCGCUUUCCAAGGAGUAGCCGCGAACAUCGCUAUCUAGCGUACUGCUUUGUGACGUUCGCAAACGCGGAGCAAGCGCAGCGAGCCAUCGCAAGAUAUCUCCAGAGCGAAAUGUGGGGCGGCGGUAGGCUGAACGCGGAGCCUGAUAGGUCAGACCGUAAAGCGCUCGAGCUGAGCCAGCGGAUUCUCGAUGGAGCCGAGCAGGACGUAGACCGCGCGGUCUUCGAGCAGCACCGCGGCUAUAUCUUCCAGGCUAAAGUCGAAGCGGUCGAAGCUGAGGCUGUCACCAUCGCCAUCGAAGCGAGAAAUCUGCUAACAUCGUAUCCCAAAAUUGCCCGUCUGGUCGUAACUAUCACGAAAAGGGGUGACAAGAGCUUUCGCCGAUCUGUUCUUCGUGAGGAUCUGCUCCAAGAGCCUUGUUCCUUGACCGUGCCUCUCGAUGGACAGCAGAACGAAAUCAUCAAUGUAAUCGUGGAGCCUCGCUACUACGGAGCGCAGUCCGGGGUAGAGGUCUCUCCGUUGCCUCCUCUUAUCGGCUUCGUGCUCCACAUUCGGGGUGGACUGGUCCGCACCGCAAGAAGCAGAAGGCUGCCCGAGCUCAAGCCUCCGACUAACAGAGACCUGUCGGCUGUUUCUUUCCGCGAGGAGAGAAAUUACGCACCCGUCGAGCUUGCCGAACGGACAAGUCCCUCGCAGUCAAUCUCACAAAGGCUAGCCGCCGCUAUCCCCGGCUCUGCAGAGACCAGCGUUUCCCUGGUGGACCGCAUCAGCGACGCCGCUCUUCCCGGCUCUGCAGACACUCGCGUCCUUUUGGUGGACAGCAUUAGCGAGAAGCGCGCAAGAGAACCAGAAAGUCGACACAGCGACGAGGGUUGGUGCAGUCAAAAGCCCGAGGUGGGAGAGAGAUGCAUUGAGCGCGAGGAUGCAGAUUCGCGUGAAGGAGACUCUGCGCGUAAACGCAUGCGACGCUUGCCAGUCGAAGACGCUCCAAGUCCCCACGGCUACCGACGCAGUGCGAUUGUCGAGGAGAAGUCCGACCCGAGCAAAGAGCCAGGACUCGCUCCCUCUUCACCGUACAGUCGCGCAUACGAGCCACCGUCUCCGCCAUUUGUAGCGAAGAUGCAUAGCCGCAACACGUCAGAGCUGCGGUCUGCAGGUCCGCUUAAUCCCCAAAAGACGCUGAUAGACAAAGAGGCUUUGCAAGCAGAGAAUGAGCGGCUGCGAGAGGAGAUCGCGGUGGUGAGACUGAAACGGGAGGUGAGCUUUCGGCCGAAGGCUUUUCAGCACAACUCCGACCGAGUGCUGAUCGCUGUGCUUAUUCCGUGGGUCGACCGAGUAGCAUGAAGGGUUACUGCUACAAUUGGAGGAAGAGCGCGAGCUAGCGAAGAUUGCGAACUCCCCUACAAAAUCUCAGACGAUCCCUACACCCCUGUCCACUCUCAAACGCCGCUCGCAGUCCCAAGAUCGACCUACCACUGGACGACAUUCGCUAGUCUCACCUGCUCUGAGCUCUUUGCAGCAGUCGCUGA
Ceraceosorus bombacis is the source of this 1829-nucleotide messenger RNA. NCBI's taxonomy places the organism in Eukaryota, Fungi, Basidiomycota, Exobasidiomycetes, Ceraceosorales, Ceraceosoraceae. The record is from the annotation of a GenBank genome assembly.